Molecule: messenger RNA, 1300 nt
Organism: Neltuma alba
Lineage: Eukaryota; Viridiplantae; Streptophyta; Magnoliopsida; Fabales; Fabaceae
Product: ribosomal RNA processing protein 36 homolog
Exons: 10
Coding region: 275-1018 (247 amino acids)
Biological process (GO): maturation of SSU-rRNA from tricistronic rRNA transcript (SSU-rRNA, 5.8S rRNA, LSU-rRNA)
Cellular component (GO): nucleolus; 90S preribosome
Source: RefSeq, a predicted model, not a curated record
AUAACCCAUCUUUUCUCCGAGCAUUGCUGUAUCGCAAAGAACACAACUGAGCUCCGUCGUCCUCCGUCGUCCCAGUGACUUUGUCCCCCGCUAUUGCGUUGCACCAAGGGAAGAGAAGCGCGUAGAUAAGAAGAAGGAGGGCGAGAUAGAGAAAUAAAUAGAUAAUAGAGAGACAGAGAAAGAGUUGCCGAGGUAGAAGUACAAGAGCGAAGAAAGCAAAAAUUAAAGGAGCUGUAGAAAUCGCAAGGAUAUACGCUCUAAAUCUGGAGUUAAAAUGAAGAAGCACAGAGCCCCAAUUCCUGAAUCCAGCAAAAUCCAAUUUGAGGAGAGUGAUACAGAGCAAUCUUCUUCCAGUUCCUCAGAAGACGAGGAGGAGAUAAAGCAGGAGCUGGCUGAUGCAACAUUUGAGGAGUUGCAGAAAGCACGAUCAAAUGGUUCACAUGCAAUUUUUCAAAAGACUAAUGUGGAGAAAAAGUCAAGGAGACCCAACAAGAAUAGGCCAAUGGAAGUCAGUUGCAAGAAGCCAGUUCCUGUUAUCAGAGACGUUGUGCAAGCUCCUAAGAAAGUUGCACGAGAUCCUAGAUUUGAAUCUCUAUGUGGUAGACUCGACUCUGAUGGGUUUAGGAAGCGAUAUAAUUUUUUAUUUGAUGGCGAACUGCCUGCCGAAAAACAGGCUUUACUCAAGGCUUUGAAGAAAUCUAAAGAUCCAAAUAAGGUCAAUGAAUUGGAGGAACGCAUAUCUUGGAUUGAUAAGCAGUUGAAGUCCGAUGCCACCAAGAAACCUGAUGCAGAGAUAUUGGCGAAACACAAGAAGAAAGAGAGAGAAGCAGCAAAGCAGGGCAAACGUCCCUUUUAUCUCAAGAAAUCUGAAAUCCGAAAGCAAAGGCUUAUUGAAAAAUAUGAGGAUCUCAAGUCUUCUGGCAAACUUCAAUCAUUCAUUGAGAAAAGGAGGAAGAGGAAUGCUGCAAAGGAUCAUAAAUACGUGCCAUAUCGUAGAUCCAGUGAAACUGGGCAAUGAGGUCUUUUUGCAUGCUACAGCUAUAUGAAUUUUGCCUGCCAUUUCAUGAUUGUGAACCUGUUGAGGAUUACUGCCAUGACAUGUUCCGGUGAAAGUCUUGUCUAUUACCAACAUUCUAAUCACCCCUCUUUAAUGUUAUGUUUUGAGAAAGGUCUUGGUCUGAUAAUGGUGUGGGGUUAGAUCCUUGGUGAAUUGUGAUAGCAUAUACUGGUGACUGGUCUAACAGUUAUAUUAUAACUGUCUUCUUUUUAGAAGCAGAUAUAAUUAAAAUUUUCGGCUAUA